Messenger RNA from Anopheles funestus (African malaria mosquito), 1022 nucleotides. RefSeq names its product optineurin-like. The transcript is spliced from 3 exons. The record is from RefSeq and is a predicted model, not a curated record. NCBI's taxonomy places the organism in Eukaryota, Metazoa, Arthropoda, Insecta, Diptera, Culicidae. Bases 138 to 761 code for a protein of 207 amino acids.
GCUGCUCGUUUCAUGGCGCUUCCAAUGCAGAAGCUUCGAAACAUUUGAAGGAAACGAAUCGUACGUUAGUGGGAAGCAUUGUGGGAAUGUAGUAGCGGGUUUCGUCGAGAGCAGCUUGUUUGAACGGCAUAAUAAUCAUGGACGAGCUUAAGGACAUUCUUCGCGAGUAUGUGAAGCGCAACCAGAUGCUCGAGAGUUCCAAUGAGCAGUUGCGUGAAAAGCUGCUGGAACAAGAAAAGUUGCACAAGGUUUACAUCGAUGAUUUGAGCAAUAUGAAAACGUGCUUGGGAGGUCUGCAGGAUGCGCUCAUGAAGUGUCGUGCAAACAUUCUAAGCCACGAGAUGUUGGAAAAAUCGAAGAUCUUUGUUGGAACUCAAAUUAAAAACGAUCAAACAAAUGGCAACGUAAUAGAGUUGGUGUCCGUACAAGCACAGCUGGAAGUUUGUAAAAAUGAUUUAGCCGAACAACGGAACGCCUAUCAGGAGCUUUUGAUCGAGAAAAACCGCAUUACAGCCGAGAUGCAAACGCUGUUGCAGAAGAAUCAUCAACUCUCGAUGGACCACGCACAAAAUAGCAGAGUAAACCCAUCCUCACCUCGCCAAACAAUCCGUGCGACGAAAACGGAUGGAAUGAAAUUCUACGGUACAUCGCCCGGUGUCUUCGAGCGGCAGAUCGAACCUUGCCCUCACUGUAACAACGUGUUCGGAGAUUUUCUUACACUGGAAACCCACAUCAAAGAUUGUCCAGGGCUCGACUACUAAUCGAUAUCGCGCUAGGUUAAUUUGAUAACGCGACUGAUUUUUGUUGUUGCUGUUUUGUUUCGCUUUGUGUUCCUUGUUGUAUAUCGCCUUAUCAUCGCUUUACCAAUAAACCGCUUUUGGGUAAAAGAAACAUAUGUUUCUAUCUUAAGCGGUGGAUUUAUAUUGGUGGAAAGAAAUGUAGGAUCUCCAAUCAAUCAAUCGCAUUAGCAAUAGACUUGCACAUGCAUGUGUUUUUAGAUAUUAUUUUAUUACCCGCCGUUA